AUGUCGUCCUCUACGAAGGCAGCUAGACCUAUUCUGUCCCGUAACCAUGCGGAGGCAAGGCGGCGUGUGAUCAGUUUAUACAGAGCUUGCUAUGUUGACGUCACUGUUCCUAUUCUUCACGCAAAAUUGCGCGAAGAAUUCUAUAAAAACAAACAUGUGACUGACCUUCGCAUAAUCGAUUUGCUUAUUCAUCGGGGGCAGAAUGAGUUGAUUGAGAUGGUUCAUACCUGGAAGUCUGACACGCAUAUAAUGGAUAAUUUUCGCCCUCAUAUUCCAGAAAAGCCGAAAGAAUUUCUCGAAAAGUUUCUCGAAGGCCAUGAUCCCUGA
Molecule: messenger RNA, 327 nt
Organism: Dicrocoelium dendriticum
Lineage: Eukaryota; Metazoa; Platyhelminthes; Trematoda; Plagiorchiida; Dicrocoeliidae
Source: the annotation of a GenBank genome assembly